AUGCAACUCAUGAUUGUUCUAUCCCUUGCCUUCCUAGCAGCAUGCCUCGUCUACUCAAGGUGGAAACCACGUAGCAACGGCAAGUCCCCUCCGGGGCCUCCUCGUCUUCCGAUCAUCGGAAACAUGCUCCAACUCGGCAAAAACCCCCACAAGUCCCUCGCCCGCCUGUCCAAAAUAUACGGCCCCUUGAUGUCCCUCAAGCUCGGCAACCAGCUCGCCGCGGUCGUCUCCUCGCCCGAACUAGCCAAAGAAGUGCUCCACAAACAAGGCCGUGUCUUCUCGAAGCCCUUCCCUCCGAACGCGGUCUCCGUGCUCGGCCACAACGAGGUCUCGAUGAACUUGCUCCCCUCCAGCUCCGAGCUAUGGAAGAAACUGCGGCGAGUAGCAAGAGAGAAGCUCUUCUCCAACGCAGCUCUCCAAGCCAGCCAAGAAAUCCGGCAGGAGAGGCUGCGAAAGCUCGUCGAAUACAUCAGCAAGUGCAGCGGAGAGGGCCGAGCAAUGAACGUCGGAGAAGCCACCUUCACCACCAUGACAAAUCUCAUGUUUGCUACCCUUUUCUCCAUCGAACUCGACGAGUUCGCCUCUACCGAUGCUGCUACCCCUAAAUUGGAAUUCAGGGAGCAUGUUAAUGCCAUCACGAGAUACAUGGGCGUUCCAAAUCUGGCCGAUUUCUUCCCCAUCUUUGCUCCUUUGGAUCCGCAAGGGAUGAGGCGAAAUCUCACUUAUCACCUCAGGAGUCUGCUCGAGUUGGUGCAGGGUUUCAUCGAUGAGCGGUUGCAGGCAAGAACGACGUCGUCUUACCGGAAGAAGACGGAUUUCCUCGAAACCCUACUCGACAUGUCUCAAGGAAAUGAGUAUGCUUUAAGUGUUAGAGAGAUUAAGCAUUUGUUUGUGGAUUUAAUUAUUGCUGGAUCAGACACAAGUGCAGCCACAUCGGAAUGGGCAAUGGUGGAAUUACUACUCCACCCCGACACAAUGGCGAAGCUGAAAGCAGAACUCAAGAGCGUUCUUGGAGGCAAGAAAAUAGUGGAAGAAACCGACAUCUCGCGACUUCCAUACUUGCAAGCCACCAUCAAAGAAUUGCUUCGAUAUCAUCCCGUCGCGCCACUGUUAUCUCCACAUGUCGCGGAGCGGGAAACUGAAGUGAAUGGAUAUAUAAUCCCUAAAGACACUAAGGUAUUUGUCAACUUUUGGGCUAUUUCUAGAGAUCCAAACAUAUGGAAGAAUCCAGAUAGUUUUGAGCCUGAGCGAUUUUUGGAUAGUGAAAUAGAUUUUCGAGGGCAACAUUAUGAGUUGAUCCCCUUCAGUUCGGGGCGGAGAAAUUGCCCUGGCAUGCCGCUAGCUAGCCGCAUGCUGCCAUGCAUGGUCGCAACAAUGUGUCAUAACUUCGACUGGGAACUUGAAAUAGGGAACGAAUCGAAACAACUCCAAAGAGAAGAUGUGUUUGGGCUAGCUCUACAAAAGAAAACCCCCCUAAGAGCUAUUCCCAUCAAGGUUUAA
Molecule: messenger RNA, 1500 nt
Organism: Salvia splendens (bonfire salvia)
Lineage: Eukaryota; Viridiplantae; Streptophyta; Magnoliopsida; Lamiales; Lamiaceae
Product: carnosic acid synthase
Exons: 2
Coding region: 1-1500 (499 amino acids)
Molecular function (GO): heme binding; oxidoreductase activity, acting on paired donors, with incorporation or reduction of molecular oxygen; monooxygenase activity
Source: RefSeq, a predicted model, not a curated record